This is a messenger RNA of Stylophora pistillata, 636 nucleotides long. RefSeq names its product collagen alpha-1(II) chain-like. Lineage: Eukaryota; Metazoa; Cnidaria; Anthozoa; Scleractinia; Pocilloporidae. The record is from RefSeq and is a predicted model, not a curated record.
AUGCAGGGUGUCUCCUUGUUGGCUCUCAUCACUUUCAGUUCUCUUAUGUAUUUAUUAACAAAUGCCAACGAACUUCAAAGGAAUGUUUCAUCAUCACAAUGCAAGCCGUGCUCUUCGUGUGGAAUGCCAGGACUGCCUGGAAUGCAGGGAAUGCCUGGAUCCAACGGAAUACCAGGAACCCCUGGGGUACCAGGCUCACCAGGUCCUUCAGGUCCGCCGGGAAGAAGUGGCGACACGGGGGAAAAGGGUCGGCAAGGAGAUGCAGGAAUCUCCGGUAAACCUGGUUCAAGAGGCUCCCGGGGACACAAAGGGCUGACUGGAGAAAAAGGAGAAAUCGGUAACACGGGGAAAAAGGGCAAUGAAGGAGUCCCCGGGAAAAUUGGUCCACGAGGCUCCAAAGGCUCUAAAGGAGAAAUAGGAAGCAAAGGUGUAAGUGGUACGGGUGUCCCUGGAGUGACUGGCCCCAGGGGUCCCAAAGGACUCAAAGGAGAAACAGGGAUGACUGGAACAAGGGGACAGAAAGGAGAUGCGGCAAAUAUUGACCCAAGACAGUUGGCCAAUUGGAAACAGUGCGCAUGGAGGUCAGACAUGAAUACAGACAGCGGAAAAAUAAAGGUGUGUAACCUUUCACCUUGA